Macrobrachium nipponense is the source of this 4485-nucleotide messenger RNA. RefSeq lists its product as uncharacterized. Bases 1830 to 3059 code for a protein of 409 amino acids. Lineage: Eukaryota; Metazoa; Arthropoda; Malacostraca; Decapoda; Palaemonidae. Gene Ontology annotation, biological process: sulfur compound metabolic process; N-acetylglucosamine metabolic process. The transcript has 8 exons. The record is from RefSeq and is a predicted model, not a curated record. Gene Ontology annotation, molecular function: N-acetylglucosamine 6-O-sulfotransferase activity.
ACACACGCACGCACACACUUAAACUGCCCCAUUCCCCGCUCGCGUUGUGAAAGCGAUCCUCUUGCAUAGUUGGCGGAUGCCCACACAGGGGUCAAGACUGAAACUUCACUCAACUUCACUUUCGCAGGGAUAACAGGAAAUCUUCGAAUGAACGAAAGUGCUUUUUGUGAAAACUGUGGAAAACAGGACCAUUUGUCUUAAGAUCUGAAUAUCAACGAGUUUUCGCCAGGGAUGAUGAAAAUUGGCCUGUUAUUGCACAAGUGUCCCAGAUAUUCCACCUGUUCCAAUUUCUAAGAAAUCUCAGAUUGGGAUCAUCCAGAAGCACCUGCUUCGAUAAAUUUAAGUGAUCUCUAAUGAACUCUGAGUAAAAAAGUGAGUGUUUAUCAUAACUAGUCUAACGAAAAUGCAGUGAAGUGUGUUUUGUCAUCGGCUUACUUACUACUCUACAGUGUAGCAUCUUAUCGUCGCCCGUUUCCUGAAAGAUUAUACAAAUCAUAUACUGAGCAGCUAAAGGAAGACAAAGUCAAAGCUGAUUAUACAGACGAAUAAGUCCUCUGAAAUUUACGAAAGGAAUUUUCCCACCUGAAGUAGUCAACCCUCGAAAAACCGAAACAACAAUAUCGAACUGACAAAUUGUCACGCCAUUGCUAGGUGUUUCCCAGACACUCCCAGCCACCUCACCAUAUUAACAGAAAAGUCAAAUUAAAGGAUCUCCAUGUCAGUAGAACACCAUACGGUGACGACUAUCCAUUUUCGACCAACUGGACCUCGUCAAAACCAGCCAUGUCACUAAAUGCUUCCAACUCCUCGCGUCGCAGGGUCAACUCGAACACCAGUCCAAGCAACGGCUCCUCCAAAUGUCACUCCUGGCGGAAUUCUAAGUCCGGCGGCCAGAAGCAGCAUUCCAUUAAAUCCCUGAAUUCCAGUCCGGGAAUCUCGAAAAGCAACAACGAGGUUGCUGGUGGUGGUGGUGGUGGUGCUGCUGCUGCUGCUGCUCCGGUUAAACAGGACAAGGGAGCUCUGGGGCUCCUCUGGGCAGUUUCCCGUCUCCUCGUCAUUCUGGGCAAGGGCCUCGUGGCCGUGGUGAUCUUCGUCGUGCUUUUCAACCUGGCUCUCGUCGUCAUUAACAAAACGCUCCUCGGCGGGAAAUUAGCUCAGUACAUCGACACCCCUUCCUGGAGGGACGUCUUGGGGAGACGCGUCCAUUAGCCGGAAAAAAUUGCAACCCAUCCAUUAACCUACUCAGAGAAUAGCUCUGUCAACUAUAGUGAAAGCGGUGUGGAAACAUAAUUGCAGUUAUUUCUCAUAUGUGAUCUGUAUUCUACUAGUUACUCUCAGUUCCCUACUCAAAGGGGGAAUUAGUCAAGGAAAAUUCGUGACUGAUACUCGAAACGGCAGAAUGAUUCAAACAAACACGAAAUUAAAAUCAAUACAUUCAUGGUCGACGGAAGAGCUUGCGGUCCAUUGCUGUCAAAUGUGCAAGUUUCCGAAGCCAUUAAAUGAAGUGUAUUCUAUGUGAAGGUAUGAACUAAGAAUGAAAGAUAUUACAUAUGCAAAUACAAUAUAUCUUAGUAUGUGCUUUUCUUGACUUGUAAACACAAGUUAAAGACCACAAAACAAUAUAAGACUUAGCAGUGGCGGCCGUUCCUUUCGUCAAUGUCACCUUGUAGUCUAAACUCUAAAGCUGAUCAAAUUUUAGUGAAACUUUCAUAAAGUACCUCAGAAAACUUAGAAAACAAUACUAGGCUGGAGGCAAGACAUGAGCAAGUUUGCACCCAAAGGAGAACAAAUAGUUUCAGGAAGAUUUUGACUUUGAAUACAAGACUUCCAUGACCGCAAGCAUGCGUAUCAAGCAAAAACGACCAUUAAUCGCGGCAGUGGUAGUGACUGUCAUCAACCUGCUGAUUUUCUUUUAUGACGACUACACCGCCAACAUACCAGCAGAUAUCCUAAGAAAGCCAGCAAUCUUUGACAAAUUGGGGCCAGGCCUGCCUCCAGAGGGUACUGAAGAAGUGAAGAAGCAAUACAAAGAUCUGGGGAAUAUCCUACUACUAUCAAAUGCCACUCUUUUUCGGAACACCUCUCAGAUAUUAGAUGGAGAACUCAGGUCGAAAUCUGGAACGGACAGAUUCCUCAUCCACUCUUAUCUAAAGAGUGGGGCCAGCAAAGUGGCAGAAGCUCUCAACUUGCACCACAAGGAGAUAUUCUAUGUUCAUCACCCACUGCAAGCUUUGGACAAAGACAAUCCUUUCUCGGGACUCAGCGUUGUAACUAAUAAACUGGGCACAGAAGGCAUGAACUGGUUGAAAGCUAUUUACAACUGCUCAUUCCAGAACAACAAAGAGGUCAUCUCAGAACCUGAAAUAUGGAAGUCUCACUCCAUCAGCAACACUUACAGAAAAGAAUGUCAACAUCUUAAACUGCCAAUUGAAGAGUGCUUGGAGAGAGCUUGCAGGGCGCGCUCCCUACGCGCAGUCUUUACUGUAAGGCUUGGGAUAGACUUCAUUUACCAAAUGAUGAAAUCUUAUGGAAAUAAAUUCAAGGUAAUUUUUGUAGUGAGAGACCCUAGAAGCAUUCUUAGUAACCGUCGUCACCGCAAUCUUGUACCACUAAAAACUUCGGAGGAAUUUAAGAAACAAGCUUCAAAACUAUGCAAAACUAUGGGAAGUGAUAUGCUAUAUGCUGAACAGAUUAAGAAAAUACUGCCAGAAUCCAUUUUGAUUCUGCACUACGAACAUUUCGUUCUGUACCCAAGAACGAUGCUCUCCUACCUGUACAAGUUUCUCGGCCUCGAGGUGCCUGAGGCUCGCAUCCAGCAGGUUCUAGCAGUCCUCGGGCUGCAAGUUCCUGAAGACCAGCGCUUACAGAUGACAAAGGACUGGCACAUUGAGCUUACUCUCAUGGAGAGCCGUUCAAUAGACUACGGCUGCAAAUUCUACUACAAAAAGCUGGGUUACUUUCCCGUGCCCAGCAAACUCGCCGCCUAUGACAGGUAUUUCGUGGGCUUGGACCAGAUGGAGUACUACACGAAUAUGACAUAUUACGAUGAGUAUCCCUAACUCAGCGGAGUAAUCCACAGAAAAAGCUAGACAUAUAAUAUAUGAUAAAAGGUGCAGGUUAAUUAUAUUUACACACACACACACACACACACACACACACACACACACACACACACACAUAUAUAUAUAUAUAUAUAUAUAUAUAUAUAUAUAUAUAUAUAUAUAUAUAUAUAUAUAUACUGCUGACAUGGCACAGGCUGAACAUGAAAGGUAGAGCAUUAUCUGAAAUAUAUGAUGGAAAAUUAUCAAAGAUAAUCACUUAGAAGCCUUGACCGUAACUCUCCCAAAAUGGAAGAUAAAGAAAAAUAAAUAAAUAAAAAAUAAAAACAUAAGGGUGACAUCAUAUUUUAUUCAAAAGUAAUCUCAUGCUGUUCUGUUUACUUUUCGUCAACAUUCUGUUAAAACUGAAUCAAAAUAUUUGAGUUAAUAUUUAAGAUUAUCUGCAACGCAUGGGAUAUUACACGUGGAAAGCAGCAUCUAUCUGCCUCCACUCGUAUGGUAAUUAUAUCCAUUCACACUUUCAGGCGUCAAGUGGUCCUGUGAUACCUAAAGUUGACAUGUGCAUGGCAUAGUAGUAGUAGUAGUAGUUGAAAGGAUUUCUUUAAAACGGCUCGCUCUCGCGUUCUAUUUUACUCCUCCUCUCACUAUCCUUCCUCUUCUUUUGUUAGGAAUUAUUCUUGUUUAGAAGCAGCAGAGUAGAUGUGUCUGUGGAGGGGAGGGUUCUGCUGAUGUUAUCUGCAGAAAAGUCAACCUGGGUUGGCUAAGCUGGACCAAGAGAGAAACGUAAUAUAUGUACCAUUUUCUGGACACGAAUUUCUUUGAAUUGUUAUAGUCUUACAAAAGCUCCAGUUCACUUAACAUAUCGUUUAUCAGAUUCAUGAAGACAUGUGGUAAAAAUUGUAGCACUGUUUAUUAUGAUGAAAAAAAAAAUUAAACAUAUAUGUAACUAGUUUUGAAAACCAUACAAACGGACAAAAUUAUGCAAUGAACAAGUAUAUUAUUCCAGGCAUGUCAUUUAAGCCUUUUUUGAGGGGGGUGGGGGAGGGGAGGGAGUGAAUGGGAAGUGGUGAGAGGAUGCUACACAUAGCUCUGUAAAUGUCAGGGAUAUUUCCCUUAAUAUGACCUCAGCAACAAAAAUCUUGAAUAUUUCACAGUCCUCUAUAACCAAGGAUAUGCAAGUAUGAGUUUCUUUGUACAUAUUCUUCAUUGUAUUUAUUUUCAAGUGCGGUGUAAGAAUCUCUUGUUUUAAGUACACUUUCAUUUGCUGUGUCUAUUGACAAACUCAUACCUUACGGUGAGUGCUAGAGAAUCAAUUUUUGAUACUUUGAUAUGUUUUUUCGGAAAUUCUGCUGCUUAUUGUUGAUAUCUCACGUUUUCUUGUAUCGUAUCACGGUAUGUGUGAGUGAGAAAUAAAAGAUAAUCAAUA